Micropterus salmoides (largemouth bass) is the source of this 2124-nucleotide messenger RNA. It is a transcript of the gene guk1a, whose product is annotated as guanylate kinase 1a. The record is from RefSeq and is a predicted model, not a curated record. Bases 76 to 870 code for a protein of 264 amino acids. Gene Ontology annotation, cellular component: cytosol. The transcript is spliced from 7 exons. Gene Ontology annotation, biological process: purine nucleotide metabolic process. NCBI's taxonomy places the organism in Eukaryota, Metazoa, Chordata, Actinopteri, Centrarchiformes, Centrarchidae. Gene Ontology annotation, molecular function: GMP kinase activity.
GCAAAGACACAGAGCAGAGGAGGGAGGAAAUUCUCCUGAGACGGGCCCAAAGUCUUGGACUAACGUAACCUCCCGAUGUACAUGAGAUAUUUUUCCAGGCUAUUUUCAGCACACAAUCACACCCUCCAUGUUCACUUGAAUUUCCUGUCUGCUCGAGCUCUGUGUGUACAGAGGAAAGCUAUGGCUGGACCCAGGCCCGUGGUUCUUAGCGGCCCGUCCGGGGCAGGGAAGAGCACUCUGCUGAAGAAGCUCAUGAAAGAAUAUGACAGUGUCUUUGGCUUUAGCGUCUCCCAUACAACAAGAAAUCCUCGACCUGGAGAAGAGAAUGGCAAAGGUACUGCUUGUUCCUCUUCUUUCACGAGCACUGUUACAGUAAAUCACCUUUGUAGCUUUCUUUAUCUGUAUUCCCUAUGUCUCCUUUCAGAUUACCAUUAUGUCACACGUGAGGUGAUGCAAAUGGGUAUUGACAAAGGCGAUUUCAUUGAGAAUGCAGAGUUUUCUGGGAACAUGUAUGGGACGAGUAAAGCUGCUGUGCAAGACGUCCAGGCAAAGAACCUCAUCUGUAUACUUGACAUUGACAUGCAGGGUGUGAGGAACAUCAAAACGACGGACCUCAAUCCAAUCUACAUCUCUAUCCAGCCACCCUCCAUGGCUGUCCUGGAAAAACGUUUAAGAGACAGAAAAACCGAGUCAGAGGAGAACCUCCAGAAGCGUUUACGUGCAGCCAUGGUGGACAUGCAGUUUAGUAAAGAACCUGGUGUAUUUGAUGCCGUAAUCGUCAAUGAUAAUUUGGAAGAUGCUUAUGGGCAGUUAAAAAAUGCCCUUCUGGAGGAAAUUACUAAGGUCAAGAAAGUCAACAUGUCUUCGUAAGACACAGCAGCAGUCUGCCUCGUUUGUUUGGUCCCAUCCAGCCACUCCUCACAAAACCACAGACCUCCAUUCCAGUCGUGAACAUUCCCUCAGAUGGUGGUCUAUGAAUACGUACAGUAGGGUUUACCGAAUUAUAUAUUACAUAAUGUAAAGUGGAACAUUUUUUUAACUAUCGGGAAGUGCUUUCCAUGUUUUUAUUUUGAUUUGUAUGAAGAAAAAAUACUCCAAUAAUGCUUACUUGAUGUUCUGUUGGGUUUACUAAACACAGAUACCACUUCCAGCAAUGUUAUAUCCUCCCCACCAACCUGGACUAAACAGAGAGUAUUUUAAGGGUUUGAAAGAGUUUCUGGGUAUCGUGUUGUGAGUUAUGCUACUCUUAUAACUUGAGAGUUUUUUGUGCUGCCAGUCGCACUGUGUUGAUGGGGAAACAGACCCAUUGAAAUGUACUGGAGACACAGACAGUGAGAGUUUGAUGUCAGGACCCUGUGCUAACUCCAUUAAAGUGUGGUCUGCUGGUUAACCAUAUGUGCUCUAGUUGGUAGAGGUAGAAAAUUAUAAUAUAGCUUUUUUAUUUUUUUUUAUAACAGAACAAUUUUACUUUUAGUUUUAAAUUUGUAAUACUUUUAUAUUGUGUAACUAUCAUUUUUUAGCUUAACUUGUCCAGUAAAAUGACAUUCAGUGGACUGUUUUGAUUCCUAGCUAAAGGAGGGGGUUUUAACAUUACAGGACAAUUAAAGUUUUGGCAUGUUUUUAUAUUACAUUGCUUAGAAUCAAGCAUACAAAUCUCCUUUUACUUGAAAACCGAGAAUAUUUAUGACUCAUCUGUAAUUUGUUUAUUUUUUUCUCCAUAACAGUCAAGUUUUUUUUAAUUUUAAAGUGUCCACUUAUACAGUAAUUAAAUGUUACAUCAUACUCUCUGAGAUGCAUGCAGUUCUCUGGCUUUCCAUUAACACUUAACCAGCUCUGUUAAUAAUGUGCAUGUUGUGAAAAAAAUGAAGUCCAUUAAACGUCCAGCAGGAACACUGUCUGUUAAAACUUAAUAAGUUACACUAAAAUACUGAAAGAAUUAUUUGUAUGUGUGCUAUAAAUAACAACUGUGAAAGAAACUGGCCAUAGUUAUUAUUUGCAGUACAUUUAUUUAAUUCAGAUUAAACACAGAGUACUCAAACAUCUUUCCCCUAACUACACAUGUACAGUACAAGCAAUUACAAUCUGUUAAUGCCUAAAUGUUAAUAAAUAACAUGAUCCUUGUAA